Caenorhabditis briggsae is the source of this 1194-nucleotide messenger RNA. Bases 1 to 1194 code for a protein of 397 amino acids. Gene Ontology annotation, molecular function: ATP binding; protein serine/threonine kinase activity. Gene Ontology annotation, cellular component: nucleus; cytoplasm. Lineage: Eukaryota; Metazoa; Nematoda; Chromadorea; Rhabditida; Rhabditidae. Gene Ontology annotation, biological process: peptidyl-serine phosphorylation; signal transduction. The transcript is spliced from 5 exons. The record is from RefSeq and is a predicted model, not a curated record.
AUGGUUCAAAUCCCAAAUACGCCAACGUUGGUCGCCGAAGAGAAUGUCAAUCAUAAGCAACGCAUCAAGAUGCAACCGGUUGCUCACGAAGCGUUUGCAAUGGAACAAUUGGCUCAACAAGUGUCAGCUCCAGAGCCACGUCAUCGUGGACCAGCCAUCAAGGAUAAGUCGGAAGGAAGAAAAGAUAGACUUCCAGUGACUGGAGAAUACUUUGAAAACGACAAGGGCGAUCGUUUCAUUCUUCGUCAAAAACUAGGAGAUGGGGCAAUGGGACACGUCUUCUUGAGCGUCUUUGGUUCAAGAACUGUUGCUAUUAAAACUGAAAAGUAUUCGACUGGAAUGCUUCCGAUGGAGAUAAAAGUGCUUUUGAGCAUCAAAAAGUACAAGGGGUCUCAUUUCUGUGAAAUCAUUGACUAUGGUACUAUUCGUCGUGAAUACAACUACAUGGUUAUCAGUCUCCUCGGAAAAGAUCUCUACCGUCUUCGUGCUGAGCAACCGAAUCGUUCGUUCUCUCUCAACACCACUACCAAAAUUGGAUUGGAGACUCUCGAGGCAAUCGAAGAACUUCAUGCCAUUGGAUACUUGAGUCGUGAUGUCAAACCGAGUAAUUUUGCUCCUGGAAUGCGCGAAUGUGGAGAACACAAAACGAUUUACAUGUUCGAUUUCGGGCUCGCCAAGAAGUAUCUCGACCGUGAAGGGAAGAAAAUGAAGAGUCGCGGAGAGGUUGGAUGGAGAGGAACCGUUCGUUACGGUAGUCUUCAAGCCCAUAAACGAUUGGAUCUUGGAAGACGUGAUGAUGUGGAAUGCUGGUUCUACAUGCUCAUUGAGAUGUAUGCUGGGGAGUUGCCAUGGCGUCAUAUGACUGAUCGCGCUCUUGUGGGACAGGCCAAACUUGCGAUUCGAAAUGAGCAACGUCAAAUCUUCUUCAAUCGCAUUCCAAGACAAUUUGAAAAGAUUAUUGAUUUGAUUGAUGGAUACAGCUUUGAGAUUAGACCGGAUUAUAGACAACUCAAGGGUUUGAUCAAUGAGAUCCGCUUUGAAAACAACAUUCCGGAUCGAUGCAAAUGGGAUUGGCAAAUCGAGGAAUCUCAACAUUCCGAGCUUACUGAAACCACUUCUGUCAUGUCUGAUGUUGCCAUUCUGGCUGAACAAGGUGUCACCAACUACACUGAUCGCGCUUGUGAGAAUCAAUAG